CCAACAUUCAAGGUAUCUGGAUGCCGUAUGUGACGAGUGUGAUGAGGACUUGGUGCGGAAGGAAUACGGAGCUUGGCAGAAAAAGGAAAUCAGUUCAGAGGUUAUAUGACGCAUAGCUUGCUGCUGUUACUGUCAUGUAUAAUUUUAUUCGUUCUAGGUGCACCGACCUUGGCUCCGUCUGCUUCGGGUGGUAAUGUUAGCGCUACGGUAGCUGGUAAGGUCACAAUCUCAAUUAUUCAUCAACUGCUGCAAUCUUCUGCUUCCGCCAGUACCUCAGGCGCGUCCACAACCGGUGUUAUCGCUGUUCCGCUCUCUAGCUGUUCAUUCACUCCCUAUCCUACGCCUACUCUCAGCCCUCUCCCCCCAGUUUACCCUGCAACUGAUCCUCUUACAAUAGCAUUGAUCCACAAAUCGUGCCCGAUUUUGCGCCUGUGUGGGCUACUACCUACCAAAAAGCCAAGAACCUUGUAAGUGCAUACAUUUUAAUCAUCGAUUCUGUUGAUUGUCUUUGCUGACCAAGAGGAUUUGAUCGCUGCUUGGGAGAACGGGAAGGCUUCACCCAUCGCUGAAGGGUCUUCAGUCUCCAAGAGCCUGCGUUCCAGGCAACUUUCAAGGUCACGAAUACUGGACCUGUAUCUGGAAUGGAGAUUCCUCGGUACAUUCACUUCCCGUCUUCCGCUAGCAAGCCUCCAUCAGUCCUAAAGGGCUUCACAAACGUCGAAAUCUC
Messenger RNA from Suillus subaureus, 727 nucleotides. RefSeq lists its product as uncharacterized. Bases 106 to 471 code for a protein of 121 amino acids. Lineage: Eukaryota; Fungi; Basidiomycota; Agaricomycetes; Boletales; Suillaceae. The record is from RefSeq and is a predicted model, not a curated record. The transcript has 4 exons.